AUGGUUCUUCAGGAUUUAGGCCGGCGCAUCAACGCCGCUGUCAGUGAUCUGACCAGGUCGAAUGAUCUGGACGAAAAGGUGUUUGAUUCUAUGCUUAAAGAGAUAUGCGCUGCUUUACUUUCAGCCGACGUAAACGUCCGCCUCGUCCAAAACCUUCGGAAAUCUAUCAAAUCCAGCGUCAACUUCUCCUCUAUACCGCCUGCCGUUAAUAAAAAGCGCCUCAUUCAGAAAGCCGUGUUUGAUCAGUUGGUCGCUCUAGUAGAUCCUCACUCCGAGCCUUUCAAGCCGAAGAAGGGUCGAUCGAAUGUCAUCAUGUUCGUUGGUCUACAAGGUGCGGGAAAGACGACGACAUGUACGAAGCUCGCAAGACAUUACCAAACAAGAGGGUUCAAGUCUGCCUUGGUUUGCGCAGAUACGUUCCGUGCGGGAGCUUUCGAUCAGUUAAAGCAGAACGCGACAAAGGCCAAGAUCCCAUACUACGGCAGCUUAACGCAGACGGACCCCGCUAUUGUCGCCGCAGACGGCGUUGCUAAAUUCAAGAAGGAAAAAUUUGAAGUUAUCAUCGUUGACACCAGUGGAAGACACAAACAGGAAGAGGACCUUUUUGCAGAAAUGACACAGAUCCAGAAUGCCGUGAAACCCGAUCAAACUAUCCUUGUUCUCGACAGUAGCAUUGGGCAAGCAGCUGAGGCGCAGUCGGCAGCUUUCAAGGCGACAGCGGACUUCGGGGCCAUUAUCAUCACAAAAACAGAUGGACAUGCCGCUGGUGGUGGUGCCAUAUCUGCCGUUGCUGCUACCCACACUCCCAUUAUCUUUCUAGGUACCGGGGAACACAUGUUGGAUCUGGAAAGAUUUGCCCCGAAGCCGUUUAUACAAAAAUUAUUGGGUAUGGGUGACAUGGCCAGCUUGGUUGAACACGUCCAAGCGGUAACGAAAGAUUCUGCUGGUGCGAAGGAGACCUACAAGCAUAUUUCGGAGGGAAUAUUUACACUUCGAGAUUUUCGUGAAAAUAUAACAUCGAUAAUGAAAAUGGGUCCUCUCUCCAAAAUAUCAAGUAUGAUUCCUGGUCUUUCUGGUCUUACAGCGGGUCUCGAUGAUGAAGAUGGCUCUCUGAAGCUCCGCCGAAUGAUUUACAUUUUUGAUAGUAUGACAGCCGCAGAACUCGACGGCGAUGGCAAAGUCUUUGUUGAUCAACCGUCUCGGAUCGUUCGCGUGGCCUGUGGAAGCGGCACCACCGUUAGAGAAGUUGAAGAUCUCCUGUCGCAACAUAAGAUGAUGGCGGGCAUGGCCAAGAAGGUUGGUGGCCAGAAGAAGCAAAUGCAGCGCGCCCAGAACAUGCUCAAAGGCGGAAACAAGGAGCAGCAGAUGGCAGCUAUGCAAAAAAGAAUGGCUGCGAUGGGUGGUGCAGGUGCUCCUGGAAUGCCGCGGAUGCCUGGAAUGGGUGACAUGGCGAAGAUGAUGCAGAUGCUACAGGGAAGUGGAGGAGCAGGGGGUGGAAUGCCCGGUUUUGGAGGCAUGGAUCUUCAAAGCAUGAUGAGCCAAAUGGGUGGAAUGCUGGGUGGGGCUGGAGGAAGUGGAAGAGGUCGUCGAUAA
Coccidioides posadasii C735 delta SOWgp is the source of this 1593-nucleotide messenger RNA. RefSeq names its product Signal recognition particle (gene SRP54). The record is from RefSeq and is a predicted model, not a curated record. Gene Ontology annotation, biological process: SRP-dependent cotranslational protein targeting to membrane; SRP-dependent cotranslational protein targeting to membrane, translocation. Lineage: Eukaryota; Fungi; Ascomycota; Eurotiomycetes; Onygenales; Onygenaceae. Gene Ontology annotation, molecular function: 7S RNA binding; GTPase activity; GTP binding. Gene Ontology annotation, cellular component: cytosol; signal recognition particle, endoplasmic reticulum targeting.